Molecule: messenger RNA, 717 nt
Organism: Cooperia oncophora
Lineage: Eukaryota; Metazoa; Nematoda; Chromadorea; Rhabditida; Trichostrongylidae
Source: the annotation of a GenBank genome assembly
AUGUGGUCCCGCGAAUACUCCAACAUAACUCAGAUUUAUUUCAGGUGUAGUCUGUGUACAGCCGGUUGGGAUCAGCUGGAGAUGGGCCAGUUCCGAUUGCAUUCGUCUUCGUUUGGAACGGAUGAUUUCAUGUUGUUCAUGAGAUUCCUACUCGACAGAGUCGUUCCUUCCUUCCAGAGAAACCAGAGUAACGACGACGAAUGGCUCAUGGACACUAUUGAAACGUUGUACGCGGGACGACUGCGAGACGAUAGCGGAAGUAAAAACGAGUCGGAGAAGAAUUUGGACGUUAUGGAGAAGUGGCGUCGUGCUCUGGCCCAUGUUGCCAACUACUGCAUUGAGAACCGCAUGAAAACCCCACUAGGAAAACCAAUGGACACCUUCAACAAACUCGGAGGUGAACUCCUACGGUUGGCUAAAGAGGUCAUUUCGGGGAUUCCCACUCCACCCGUCACCAAAGCUCCAACUCACAGUCGGACUGGAGGAACAUCCACAAGAGAUAAAGGAGGGAAGGAUGAUGAAGAUGCUGUGGAUAUUACUGAGCCGAGGUCAAUUUCUCCAGCAGAAGAGUGGUGGCGUGUCCGGUGCCUUCUUGAGUUUGUUGAGAUUUUCGAAAAGCUCAUGUAUUACGUGAAUAACGGGACCAUGUUUCCAAUAUGCAACGUCUCAGUUGUAAGUUUUUCUCCUAUUGCCGAAUCCAUAGGCUUACAUGCAUGA